This is a messenger RNA of Carica papaya (papaya), 2429 nucleotides long. The record is from RefSeq and is a predicted model, not a curated record. Lineage: Eukaryota; Viridiplantae; Streptophyta; Magnoliopsida; Brassicales; Caricaceae.
AGAGAAAAAAGAAAAAGAAAAAGAGAUGCUGAGGAGCUGGAAGAGAAUGUCAGAGAGAGAGUGAGAGAGAGAGAAAGGCAGAAACAGUAAAUUAGAGCGGAUGAUAUGAACGGGCAGGUGGAGUCGGCGUGAAAGGAGUAGAGGAGGCGUAAAAGAAAGGAAAAGUGAGGCACUGGGGAAGCAAGGUAAAUCGGCUAGAAGGAUUGAGGGAAAUAACAAAGAAAAGGAGGGGGAGGAUAGCUGGAAAGGCGAAAGUUAUUGGGAUUUUAGAGGCUGAGAGGCGAGGAGGACCAAAAAAUUAGAUCAGAGAUAUAGGUGUUUGAUUAAAAAAAAAAAAAAAAAAAAAAAAAAAAAGGAAUUCGCGAGACUAGCAGAGGGAGGAGCUGAAGGAAGAGAGGGCCGAGGAGGAAGGGGACAGAGAGGCCGAGGAAGAAGAGAGAGGUCGAGGGAAGAGAAACAGAAAACGUGGUUCGGUUAGGGUUUACACAUUUUGGGACAGAGCAACGAAGGGAGAGCGGAGGAGGUUCUGGGGAGAUCGAGGAAAACAGAGGCGAGAAAAAAAGGAGAAAGCGGAGAGGCAUAGGAGAAAAAGAGAUCAGAAGCAGAAGAGAGAGGAGAUAUGAGGAUCUUCUCAUGACAUGCAAUACUAUCCCUAGAUAUAUGGUUUAAAUCCUCUCUCUUUUUGGGCUCAUUGAUCGAAAAAUAUCAAAUUGAAACAAAGCAGUCACAUGAAAUAACUAAAAAUGGCGACUGAGCUGGUAAAUUCUGCAACAAGUGAGAAACUGGUUGAAGUGGAUUGGACAAAAAAUAUUCAAAUAUGUGAACUUGUUGCUCAGGAUCAAAGGCAAGCUAAAGAUGUUAUCAAAGCAAUUAAAAAACGACUGGGGAGCAAAAACUCAAAUACUCAAUUAUAUGCUGUUAUGUUGUUGGAGAUGUUGAUGAAUAACAUUGGAGACAGUAUUCAUAAGCAAGUGAUUGAUUUGGGGAUUCUUUCCAUUCUUGUGAAGAUUGUGAAAAAAAAGACAGAUUUGCCUGUACGAGAGAGGAUAUUUCUUCUUCUUGAUGCGACACAGACCUCUGUUGGUGGUGCUUCUGGAAAGUUCCCUCAAUAUUAUACAACAUAUUAUGAUUUGGUGAGUGCAGGAGUUCAGUUUCCCCAAAGACAAAGUGACACACCGUCAAAUUAUCCGACCUCCCAAGCAAAUACAAACAAGACGCUGAAUGGACAACUUGCAUCUGCUAGACAGGAAGGGCUUGCUCCACAAAUCGAGCCUCAGAGUGUUCCAGAAUCUAGUAUCAUUCAGAAGGCUAAUAAUGCAUUAGAGGUUUUAAAGGAAGUCCUUGAUGCUGUUGAUUCUCAAAAUCCAGAGGAUGAAUUCACAUUAGAUCUUGUGGAGCAAUGCUCAUUUCAAAAGCAGCGAGUAAUGCAUCUAGUGAUGACUUCUCGGGAUGAGAAAGUGGUUUCACAAGAUGACUUGAACGAGCAGCUGCAGAAUGUUCUUGCCAGACAUGAUGCACUACUUUCCGGUAGGAUAACAGUUUCAAGCAUGUCUACCUCAAAUGGAAAUCAUCUGAACCAUGAAGAAGAGGAUGAGGAAGAAGAGCCUGAACAGCUUUUUAGAAGGAUGAGGAAAGGAAAAGCAUGUGCCUUGCCUGAAGAUGAAGAAUGCUCAGUUGAACAACCCCCUGUUAGGAUUCCAGAUGGAAUGCUAAACCGUCCACUUAUACGACCUUUAAGUUUGGAUGGAUCACAGGAAACCAAUACACAUCUGCCUCCUGUUGCAAUCCCACCUCCACCUGCAAAACACAUUGAGAGAGAAAGAUUUUUUCAGGAGAAAAAGGUUGAUGGUUCAUGUGUAGCUGGCCACAUGAGAGGCCUCUCAUUACACAGUCGCAAUGCCAGCAGUUCUCGCAGCGGAAGCAUGGAUUUUAGUGACUAGCAACACGGAAGUGAGAAAAUAUUCUUUUUAUUUGAGCAGCUUCUCAAGUUCUUCAGAUUUUGUAACCUGAUCAGCGAGUGUAUUGGACAGCUUUAUUUGAUGCAAGUGAAGGUGUUGUUUUACUGGUAAUAUUCUCUACUGUUGGUCGGAAUGAGAAGGAUUUAGUGGUCAAAUUCAUGUGAUGCCUUGACAUGGAAUUGGUAUUGUUUGCGACUUUCCCAUGGUCUACCAUUUGGUGCUUCUGCUUGUGUAAAACUCAAUUCGUAAAUAUAUAGAAAUAUAUAAGGUUCUAUUUUCUCAAGGGAUUAGGGAUGGAUUUAUUAUUAUAUACGAGUGCAUGUCUGGAAGUCGGUUUGUUAGUAGUUUUUCACGAAGUUGAUUUGUAUCCAACAUUUUGCUUUGAAAGUAGUAACCCUAUGUUGUGUUGUGCAUGGUUUGCUGUAUCCAUGUUGUGGAAACUAAUUAAAGAUGUGCUAUGAAGUUAAUAUA